Messenger RNA from Abrus precatorius (Indian licorice), 1238 nucleotides. RefSeq names its product probable aquaporin PIP1-4. Bases 69 to 932 code for a protein of 287 amino acids. Gene Ontology annotation, biological process: transmembrane transport; response to water deprivation. NCBI's taxonomy places the organism in Eukaryota, Viridiplantae, Streptophyta, Magnoliopsida, Fabales, Fabaceae. The record is from RefSeq and is a predicted model, not a curated record. The transcript has 4 exons. Gene Ontology annotation, molecular function: water channel activity. Gene Ontology annotation, cellular component: plasma membrane; plasmodesma; vacuole.
CCUCCCUAAAAGCUUUAGAUAGCGUCACAUACCCUCAUUGCAAGAGCACUUGUAGAGUUAAAGGGAAAAUGGAGGGGAAAGAAGAGGAUGUGAGAGUUGGAGCCAAUAGGUAUAGGGAGAGGCAACCAAUAGGAACUGCUGCACAGGCACAAGAUGCCAAAGACUACAAAGAGCCACCUUCAGCACCUCUCUUUGAGCCUGGUGAGUUAUCAUCAUGGUCUUUCUACAGGGCUGGGAUUGCAGAGUUUGUGGCCACGUUCUUGUUUCUUUACAUCACUGUGUUAACCGUCAUGGGUGUGGCCCAAUCCAAGACCAAGUGUUCAACUGUGGGUGUUCAAGGCAUCGCUUGGGCAUUUGGUGGAAUGAUUUUUGCUCUUGUUUAUUGCACUGCUGGCAUCUCAGGGGGUCACAUUAACCCAGCAGUGACAUUUGGGUUAUUCUUGGCACGCAAGCUCUCUAUGACAAGGGCAAUUUUUUACAUAAUUAUGCAAUGCUUGGGAGCUAUCUGUGGGGCUGGGGUAGUUAAGGGGUUCCAACCCCACCAAUAUGAGAGGCUUGGUGGUGGUGCCAACACACUGAGUAAAGGGUACUCAAAAGGUGAUGGCCUUGGAGCAGAGAUUGUUGGCACAUUUCUCCUUGUUUACACUGUUUUUUCUGCCACUGAUGCCAAAAGAAAUGCUAGAGACUCCCAUGUUCCAAUUUUGGCACCUUUGCCUAUUGGUUUUGCUGUCUUUCUGGUGCACUUGGCUACAAUUCCUAUUACAGGGACUGGUAUCAACCCUGCUAGAAGUCUCGGUGCAGCCCUUAUAUACAACAAGGACCAAGCUUGGGAUGACCAUUGGAUUUUUUGGGUCGGGCCUUUUAUUGGGGCAGCACUUGCAGCUUUGUACCAUCAGAUAGUGAUCCGGGCCAUGCCCUUCAAGUCCAAGUGAUGCCACAUUGAAGUUGAAGCAAUGCUUGGAAAGUAACAACUUGCUUGAGUCCAAGACAAAGAUUCCCAAUUCCCACGAAAACUAUGUUCCUGUCUUAUUAAUUUAUAAAUAAUUUAUCUGUUAAAAACUUAUGUACUGUGGACAUGCAAUGGAACUAUUAUGGAACGAUGCUAUUGUUUGUUAGGCUUUCUAUAUAAAAGCUUCCCCGCACUCAGCAGAAACUGCAGUUAGAAAUUUGCCCGAGUAUAUAUAAGUAAACUUUAUAAUUAUAUUAUGAUAUUAAAUAAUCAAGAAUAUUUCGGAUGG